Molecule: messenger RNA, 2343 nt
Organism: Paramecium octaurelia
Lineage: Eukaryota; Ciliophora; Oligohymenophorea; Peniculida; Parameciidae
Source: the annotation of a GenBank genome assembly
AUGCUUGUUUUCUUCUUGUGUAUGGGGAUUGUCAUCUCUGGUGACGUUAAAUUGUAUAGUAAAUACGACACUUUGCUAUAAGAUAAGUUGUUAGUAUCAUAAAUGUAAUACAUUAGAUUGUUACUAAGAAUGGGCUGAUUUACAAAUAUGACUUAAAGUAUCAACAAAUAAGAUGGAGAUCAGAACUGGGCAUAUCGCUCUAAUCCGACGGUAUCUAGAAUGGAACUUACUUUAUGAAACCAUACAAGGAUGGUUCAUUUCUAUUUUACGAUGAAGGAUUCUAUGUAACGAGAUUCUUUAAAUUAGGAAAUACCUUCAGAAGAUUUAGAUAUCCUGUUUAAGACUUGCAGUAUGUUUCAAAACUCAUUGACCUACAACAAUGAGUUAAUGUAUUUUUUAGAUAUUGCCACAGGAAAUAUAAAAGAGUUGACUCAAUAUGACAUUUAAUAGCUCUUGAGUUAACCGAAAAUGUAUGAAAAGGGAGUGCUAAUUCAUGUUAAACAAAAGUUUAUUUCAGAUUUGGAGUAUGAGGACUCUCAACAACAUAAUUCUAGAAUAUAAAUUAAUUUUUUACUCAAAUACUUACGUGGAGAUUUAACUUAAGCAAAAUAUUCUAAUUCUACUAUAAUUUACAAAACCAAUACAGGAAUCUAAGUGCUAUGGGCUAAUAAAACCCUUGAUCUCUAUUUGGAUGAUGAAGUAUUUGAAAUAUUCGAGUAUACACCAGACUAAGGGAUUUACUCAAUAGUAUUUUCUUAAGAUCACACUAAGAGCACUGGUUUAACCGUAAUGUCUAUAAUUAAUAAUCAAUAUCAAUGUGAAAUUGAGGGACAAUGCUAAUCUAAUUCUAAUUCUAAUUCCAGUCCUCAUGCUUUGGGAGUCUAUAAAGAUACUCAAUUUAAGCAAUGCUUGAAUCAAUUCUACAAGAUCAAAUUUUAAACUUAGUUGGUCUUAUACUAAUAGGAAAAGACAUCUGAGAAAGUAGAAUAAUGUUAGGCCGUUGAAAAUUACGCCAAUCAGUUUUUAUCUAUAUUAUUGUUAUCGAUGGUGAUUGCUUAUAUUCCUUUACUAUCAUCAAAAAAAUAAAAGCCAAAAGAGGUUGUUAUAGUUAAGGAACCCUAAGUGUAAUAUAUAUACAUAAAGUCUAAGGAAAUUUAAAUUAACAAAGAACGUAUUCUGGGAAUUGGAAUAAAUGGAACUUAUGUAUAUGAAGGCAUAUUUCAAGGGAAAGUAGUAGCAGUCAAAGAAAUUAAUCUUAAGAAUCUACAAAAUAAAUAUUUAGAGAAACUGCUUGAAGAGUCAAUAUCAAAAUAAAUGCUUUUAAAUUCGCCUUAAAUUAAUAAACUAUUUUUCUUUGAAAAAAGAAAUGAUUGUCUGUAUUUGGCUAUGGAAAAAUGUAUGAUAAAUCUUAGAGAAUUUAUUAAAUAUGAAUCUAGUUAAAAAUUGAAUGAAGCAUAAAAAUUAAAUAUUAAGUAAAAUCUUUAAAAUCCAGAAUUUUAUAAGGAAAUCUUCCUUGAUCUGUUGAAUGCUUUAUAGACUCUAUUAGAAAAUAAUACCUAACAUCAUGGGAUAACUCCUGAUAAUGUAUUAUUCAGUUAGGAUUUAAAAAUAAAAUUAGCUGAUUUUGGACUAUCGACCUUGACUGAUUACUAUUAAGAAAAUCAGAAUGAUAAAAAAGUAAUUAAGAAAAUUAAUUAUUCAAUGUUAUAAUAGUUGGGUCUGAUUUUUUAUUUCUUGUUAUCUAAAGGGGAUGAUUUCUCAUAGAAGUAAUAUUCUCAAUAAUUUUAGAUAAGCUAUCGAUUAGAAAUUCCUAAUGGAAAGAUUCAAGAAAUUUAAUAUCAAAGAAUUGGAAACCAAAGAUUUAUUGAUGAAACUUUUAUUAGAUCAAUCAAUUGGUAAUCCUUAGAGUAUUUUUACACAUCCCUACUUUUGGACCAAAUAAAAGAAACUAUCUUUUAUUUGUGAAUUUAGUGAUUAUGUUGAAACAUACCCUUUACCAAAUGAUCAAGUUUCAAUUCAUGACAGAUUCAUAGCAAAUUCUGUUUUCAAAGACAAUUGGGGUACACGAUGCGGAAUGAUACUCAAAUGCUAAAUUAGAGGAUAUGAUCAAACAUAAGCCUAAUAACUAAUUAGAGUAAUAUAAUAUUUUAAGAUAGCUAAUCCGAAAUACCAAGAAUCAUUACCAUCAACUUACAGAGGAUUGUAAAUUACUUUUAGGACCAACUGAUGAAACUUGCUUUGAUUACUGGAGCAAACAGUUCCCAAAUCUUUUCUUUACCCUCUAUCAACAUGCCAUUGAAAAUAGUCUCAAUCUAUUAAGUUUGAAAUGAGGACUACCAGGAG